Peromyscus eremicus (cactus mouse) is the source of this 2173-nucleotide messenger RNA. RefSeq names its product ETS variant transcription factor 3 (gene Etv3). The transcript has 5 exons. Bases 97 to 1638 code for a protein of 513 amino acids. The record is from RefSeq and is a predicted model, not a curated record. Gene Ontology annotation, biological process: regulation of transcription by RNA polymerase II; cell differentiation. Gene Ontology annotation, cellular component: nucleus. NCBI's taxonomy places the organism in Eukaryota, Metazoa, Chordata, Mammalia, Rodentia, Cricetidae. Gene Ontology annotation, molecular function: DNA-binding transcription factor activity, RNA polymerase II-specific; sequence-specific DNA binding.
CGGAGUCACUUCCUGCUGGGUGGAUGAGGAGGAGCCCGAGCUGCCGCGGAGGAGCCCGAGUAGAGACGGACGGCGCCGGAGAGCAGGAGGGCGAAAAUGAAAGCAGGCUGUAGCAUCGUGGAAAAGCCAGAAGGAGGUGGAGGGUAUCAGUUUCCCGAUUGGGCCUACAAAACCGAGUCGUCGCCAGGCUCCCGGCAGAUCCAGCUGUGGCACUUCAUCCUGGAACUGCUGCAGAAGGAAGAGUUCCGCCAUGUCAUCGCCUGGCAGCAGGGAGAGUAUGGAGAGUUCGUCAUCAAGGAUCCAGAUGAAGUGGCCCGCCUCUGGGGCCGCAGGAAGUGCAAACCGCAGAUGAACUAUGACAAGCUGAGCCGGGCCCUCAGAUACUAUUACAACAAGAGGAUCCUUCAUAAAACAAAAGGGAAAAGGUUUACUUACAAGUUUAACUUCAACAAGCUGGUGAUGCCCAACUACCCUUUCAUCAACAUUCGCUCAAGUGGUGUGGUUCCUCAGAGUGCACCACCAGUGCCAACAGCCUCUUCCCGGUUCCAUUUCCCACCUCUAGACACGCAUUCUCCUACUGGCGAUGUGCAGCCAGGGCGCUUCUCUGCCAGCUCCUUGAGUGCUUCUGGGGCCGAGUCAGGUGGUCCCACAGAUAGAAAGGUGGAGCCGUCAGACCUCGAAGAUGGCUCGGCCUCUGACUGGCACCGGAGCAUGGACUUCAUGCCCUCUCGAAAUACUCUUAGUGGAGGAGGAAUUGGCCACCAGAAACGCAAGCCUGACAUAAUGCUUCCUCUCUUCACUCGGCCAGCAAUGUACCCUGACCCCCACAGUCCCUUCGCUCUCUCUCCAGUCCCUGGUCGUGGAGGUGUCCUCAAUGUCCCCAUCUCGCCAGCCCUGUCCCUGACUCCCACCAUGUUCUCCUACAGUCCCUCCCCAGGCCUGAGCCCCUUCGCCAGUAGCAGUUGUUUCUCCUUCAACCCAGAGGAAAUGAAACACUACCUUCAUUCUCAGGCCUGUUCUGUGUUCAACUACCAUCUGAGUCCGCGGACUUUCCCCCGCUACCCAGGGCUCAUGGUCCCACCGCUGCAGUGCCAAAUGCAUCCUGAGGAGUCUUCCCAGUUCUCUAUCAAACUGCAGCCCCCACCAGCUGGACGCAAGAACCGAGAGAGGGUAGAAAACAGUGAGGAGUCCACACGUGGCUCUGCACCAAUCAGUGGGCCUGUUCCCUCUCGAAUUAAGGUAGAGCCUACCUCUGAGAAGGAUCCCGAGAGCCUCAGGCAAUUGACCCACGAAGAGGAGGAACACUCCCAAGAAGUGGGCACUAUGCGGACCAGGACCGUAGAAGAGGGGAAAGGCACAGUGUUUGCCCACCCCUCACCCACCUGGCCCUCUGUAUCCAUUAGCACCCCCAGUGAUGAACCCCUAGAGGGGACUGAAGACAGUGAGGACAGGUCUGGCAAGGAGUCCAGUGUACCUGAGAAGAAAGAAGAUGCCCUGAUGCCCCCCAAGCUUCGAUUGAAGAGGCGGUGGAACGACGGCCCUGAAGCCCGGGAGCUAAGUAAGACCGGCAAGUUCCUCUGGAAUGGGGCAGGACCCCAGGGCCUGGCUACAGCGGCCACUGCUGCUGCUGAUGCUUAAAACCACAGUGGAAGGGAAGCUGUUCAUACUACAGUCAGAUACACGUACACGUAUUUAUGUAGCAAGAUUCUGGGGUGGGAGGCCGGGGGUUAAGCUGGUUUGAUAAUUCUGGGGCAUGGACUUGAACUUUUUUGUUGGAUGGGACGAAUAUCUUGUGUUGUAAAUUAAGUGGGGUAUGAACACACUUUUUUUUCUUGGUGAGUAGGAUGUAGGGAGGGUAUUGAACUGUGGGGGAAGGAGCCUGUUUCCUGUUUAAGACUCAUGCUGCCUGACAAGCUCCAUAAGAGCCCACUUUGUAGUCCCGUUACAGUUCAGGACCCAUAGUGUUUUCUGUUGUAUUUAUACAUGCAGAAAGCCAAUAGUGGGAUAUUUCGCUUUGAGAGAGAGAGAUAAGAGGAGCAGGCUGGAAGGUUGGGUGGGAAGCAACAAUACUAAGCAUGCUAGCCUGAGACACUUAUUUCAGGAGAGAACAAAGACAGUUGCAGGCUUAUUGGAAUGAGGACAAUUAGGUGAUGUUCUCUACUCUCCCCUCCCC